Messenger RNA from Knipowitschia caucasica, 981 nucleotides. Lineage: Eukaryota; Metazoa; Chordata; Actinopteri; Gobiiformes; Gobiidae. The record is from the annotation of a GenBank genome assembly.
AUGAGGGAGUGGUGGCUGCACGUGGGGCUCCUCUGCCUCCCCCUGGUGGCUGUUUAUCUGCACAUUCCUCCUCCAAAGCUCUCUCCGGCUCUCAGCAAGUGGCACAGCGCUGGGGAGCACUUCUUCUUCAGAGGUCACAAAGUUUUCUACAGAGAUUCCUUUGGUGCUUUGGGGAGUUCAGAUGUGGUGGUUCUGCUCCAUGGUUUCCCCACGUCAAGCUACGACUGGAUCAAGAUCUGGGAGCCCCUGACCCUGCGUUUCCACAGGGUCAUUGCCCUGGACUUUCUGGGCUUUGGUUUCAGUGACAAACCACGGCCGCACAAAUACUCAAUCUUCGAGCAAGCCAGUCUGGUGGAGGCUUUGCUGUCUCAUCUGGGCCUGAACCAUCAGAAGGUCAACCUCAUCUCCCAUGACUACGGCGACACAGUGGCCCUGGAGCUGCUCUACAGGAGUGACCAGAAUCGUAGUGGACACGUGCAUCUGAACAGUCUGUGCUUGUCCAAUGGAGGAAUAUUUCCUGAGACGCAUCAGCCUCGACUGCUGCAGAUUCUUCUCAAAGAUUACAGCAUCCUUUCUACGAUCCUGACACGACUGACCAAUUAUAUGAUCUUCCAGAAAGGAGUUGGAGAUGUGUUUGGACCUCACACGCAGCCCACAGACGCAGACUUCUGGGACAUGUGGACAGGACUGCGCUAUAACGAUGGAAACUUGGUGUUAGACAGCAUUCUGCAGUACAUCAACCAAAGACUGAAGCACCGGGAGAGGUGGGUGGGAGCGCUCUCCUCCACUUUGGUCCCAUUGCACAUAAUCUACGGCCCCCUGGACCCGGUUAACCCUCACCCACACUUCAUGAGACUUUAUCAGAAGUUGGUCCCCAGAUCCACUGCCACAGUCUUGGACAAGCAUAUCAGCCACUACCCCCAGCUGGAAGACCCCCAAGGCUUCCUCAACGGUUAUUUUAAUUUCAUUCAUUCAUUCUGA